UACAAUCUAUGUCACAGAAGCAAUCAUACAUCACAAAGGCAUAAUGUAAUAUUUUCCCCCCACCGCGAGCUCAGUGAAUACCACCGGCUUUUCAACGAAUUGCACAUGGAUGAAAGCCGCUUUCAGCAGUACACCAGACUGAUCGUAGCCCAGUAUGACGACCUAUUGUCUCGUGAUGGUCACCACAUGGUCACCGGCAAGACACCAACUACAGGCUCGCCAUCUCUGCUGGUGAACGCCUUGCGAUAUUCCUUCGUUUCAGCAGCCAUUUGGGAGUGCCUGGUGGGAGAGUUCAUGGCUGUGCCCAACACUGAAGGGAUGGAGGUCCAAUGCCAUAGAUUUCGAGCAACGCUGGGGUUUCCCAAACUGCUGUGGAGCCAUAGAUGGAAAAAUGUCAUCAUAAAGGCACCUGACAACUCUGGAUCACAACUUUUCAACUACAAGGGUACCUUUUCCCUUGUAUGGUUGGCAGUUGUUGAUGCCGAGUGUUGUUUUAGUGUUAUUGAUGUGGGAGGUUACGAGAGGACAAGUGUUGGAGGCAUCCUUGCAAACUCCAUUUUUGGCAAGGCUCUGGUGUCUGGAAAGCUUGGAUUGCCCACUGACCUAGCUCUCCCAGUUGCAGAGCACAAAGGACCCCAUCCUCAUGUUUUUGUGGCUGAUGAGGCCCUCCCGCUGCGCAAGAACCUCAUGAGGCCCUUCUCUGGUCGAAGCCUGACUUUCCCGGGCCUUCUGGUGAUCAAGCACGGCGAGAAGACUCUGGAUGAGACCAUCAAGAUUCUGGAGAAGAUAGGCUACAAGAACUUGGCCAAGAUGUUGCAUCACAACAAGCUGCAAAGAAGAGGUGCCGUCUAUGAUGUUCAGAUUGCCAGAUUAAAGGCGGACCUGCAAGGCAACCUGCAACGUAUAUACAGCUAUGUUCCCGAGGGCAACACCGAGCGCUGGCAGCAGCAGCCUCUGGCGGACGUCUACACAGAGCUGGACGUCACCUAUGGGGCCGAAGUCAGCCCCGACCAACAACAUGAGGUCCUUCAGAUGGAGACGCGUGCUGCAGCGGCGAAGGAGUCUAUCCUGCCGUGUGACAUCUUUAAAAGCCAUGACGGGAAGCCUCGCCCAAUACGCACACUCCUCACCACCGGCUUUGCGGGAAUCGGCAAAACCUUCUUGGUUCAAAAGUUUGUGUGCGACUGGGCCAGCGGUAAUACAAAUAAGGAUGUACACUUCAUAUUUCCCUUCGCCUUCCGGGAGUUGAACACGGACGAAGGGAAAAGCUUCACGCUGGCAGAGUUCGUACGGCGGUACGUUUGCGAGAGCAGGCACAUGAGCAAGGAGACUGGGAUCAAGAUCUUGUUCAUCUUGGACGGACUGGACGAAUGCAACUUAAAAUUGGACUUGAAGAAUGAGUUGAAAGUAGACAUGGACGUGACGGAGGCCUACCCGCUGGAGGUGCUCCUGGCGCACCUCAUCAAGAGGAACCUGCUUCCCUGCGCCCGGGUUUGGAUAACCACCCGGCCAACGACGGCCCACGAUAUCCCCUCCGACCUCAUCGACAGCAGAACCGAGGUGAGAGGAUUCAGCGAUUCCCAGAGGCUAGAGUACUUCAGGAAAAGAUUCCCAAAUGAAGAGCGCGUCACGAAGCACAUCCAGAAAUCUCGCACCAUCUUCAUCAUGUGCCACAUGCCCAUCUUCUGCUGGCUCACCGCCACAGUUCUUCAGGAACAUUUGGACAAAGGGAAGGAGAGAGAGCUUCCCACGACGCUGACCAACCUGUACUCAGAGUAUGCUUUUAACCUCUUUGAAAAGUUCAAGGAGAGACAGACAACGGAGUACUUCGGAGACGUGAAAGCACUAGCAAAGCUGGCAUUUCACCACACCAUGAGUAUGCGACAGAUCUUCUACGAGAAGGACCUGGCGGACAGCGGCCUUGAUUACAGCCGAGCCGCAAAACACUGUGGAAUAUUUACACAGGUGUUUCAGGAGGUACGUCCGCUGCGGAGAAACCAACAGGACAAGAUAUUUCAGUUCAUCCAUCUGACCAUCCAGCAGUAUAUGGCCGCACUCUACGUGAUGAUGUGCCUCUUCCACGACAACAACAAUGUACUGGCUGAUUCAGAGCUGGCACCAGAUUUUUUUUUCCAAGAGGAAGAACAAGAAUCAGAAGGAGAAGGAACAGAAUCAUAUGGUGAAGAAAAAGCAGAAACAGAAGGUGGUGAUUGGAAAAUCAUAGAGGUCUUCCGGUCAGCUCUCCUGAAAGCCUCAGAGAGCGAAGGAAACUUGGACCUGUUCCUCCGCUUCCUGUUUGGGCUUUCUGUGCCGUGCAACCAGGAACUAGUGGGGGAACUGCUGAAAGCUCCACAGGACUGUGGGCAAAGCAGGUCAAAAACAGUCAAGUUGCUUAAGGAUAGGAUAAAGCGGAACCCUCCAGAGAAGAACAUCAACUUGUUCUACUGCUUAAAUGAGCUGAAGGACGACUCCUUGCUGAAGCAGUUACAGAAGAAAAGACGUUCAAGAUGUUUCGACUGGCAACCAAUGACAAAUGACAUGUGGUCGGCCCUGGCCUUCUUCUUGCUGACAGACGACGAAACCAUGGAGUCCUUUUGCCUUCGUGAAUACGACGCUUCGCCUAUAUGGCUCGAGAAGCUGUUGGUGGUGGUCAAGGCUUCUCGAAAAUCAAAUCUAAGUUUUUGUUGCCUGAACAAAGGCAGCUGUCACCUGCUGGCUUCCGUUCUCAGCUCUCCAUCCAACCUGAGGCAUCUGGACCUGGGCUAUAACCACCUGUCGGACAAGGGGGUUGAGAUCCUCUCGAAAGGACUGGCCAGCCCACACUGCAUCUUAAAAGUCCUCAAGCUGGUUUACUGCGGAAUCACAAAGCAAGGAUGCGUUGUUUUGGCCGAGGCUUUCAAGUUAAACCCGUCCCAUCUUCAAGAGCUGGACCUUUCCAAAAACACUCUGUGGGGUCAGGGGGUGGAGAUCCUCUUAAAAGGACUGGCCAGUCCACACUGCAACUUACAAGUCCUCAAGCUGGCAGAGUGCGGGAUCACAAGGCGAGGAUGCGUUUCAUUGGCCGAGGCUCUCCAGUUCAACCCUUCCCAUCUUCAAGAGCUUCACCUGAGAAACAAUUUUCUGUUGGACGAGGGGGUCGAGAUCCUCUCAAAAGGACUGGCCAGCCCAUACUGCAUCUUAAAAGUCCUCAAGCUGGAUUACUGCAGAAUACAGAAGCGAGGAUGCCUUGUUUUGGCCGAGGCUCUCAAGUUAAACCCCUCCCAUCUUCAAGAGCUGAAUCUGGGCUUCAACGAUCUGUCGAACAUGGGGAUCGAGAUGCUCUUGAAAGGAUUGGCCAGUCCACACUGCAUCGUACAAUUCCUUGAUGCUCCUGCGCACGAGCACAUGUGUGAUACUAUAACAGGCUCAAUGGACAAAGGCAGUCUGAACAGCCUAUCUGCUUGUGCCCUGGACAUCGGCAGUUGUCACCUACUGGCUUCCGUUCUCAGCUCUCCAUCAAACCUGAGGCAUUUGGACCUGAGCGAUAACCUUGGUGUGUCGGACGAGGGGGUGGAGAUCCUCUCGAAAGGACUAGCCAGCCCACAUUGCAUCUUAAAAGUCCUCAACCUGUCCUCCUGUGGGAUCACCAGGAAAGGAUGCAUUUCAUUGGCCGAGGCUCUCAAGUUAAACCCCUCACAUCUUCAAGAGCUGGACCUUUCCCAGAACUCUCUGUGGGGUGAGGGGAUGGAGAUCCUCUCAAAAGGACUGGUCAGCCCACACUGCAUCUUAAAAGUCCUCGAACUAAGUCAUUGUCACCUGGACAAAGGAAGCUGUCGCCCGCUGGCUUCCAUUCUCAGCUCUCCAUCCAACCUGAGGCAUCUGGACCUGAGCUGGAACGAUCUGUCGGACAAGGGGGUUGAGAUCCUCUCGAAAGGACUGGCCAGUCCACACUGCAUCUUAGAGUCCCUCACGCUGAACACCUGCGGCUUCACAGAUCGAGGUUGCGUUUCAUUGGCCGAGGCGGUCAAGUUAAACCCCUCCCAUCUUCAAAAGCUGCACCUGUGGGGCAAUAAAACAGGACAAGAAGGAAAGAGGGCCUUCUUGGACCUCCGAGAGGAUCCCAGCUUCUGCCUGGAGAUUGGCGGGUUCCACAGUAUUCUGUCCGCCAUAUUCGACAUGGAGGAGUUUGCGCUUUUUCCGUCAAUCGAUAAAUUGGAUCGCUGCAGUAAAGCCGACCUUCUCUUGGUUGCGAACCUAUUUGACAUUCCCGUCCCUUAA
This is a messenger RNA of Nerophis lumbriciformis (worm pipefish), 4257 nucleotides long. Lineage: Eukaryota; Metazoa; Chordata; Actinopteri; Syngnathiformes; Syngnathidae. The record is from RefSeq and is a predicted model, not a curated record.